This is a messenger RNA of Symbiodinium natans, 1968 nucleotides long. The record is from the annotation of a GenBank genome assembly. NCBI's taxonomy places the organism in Eukaryota, Dinophyceae, Suessiales, Symbiodiniaceae.
AUGGAGCCUGUGGACAAGGAUUCGGAGGAUGAGGCCGAUGGAGAAGAGUCCAAGGCCGUCCUGGCAGCGCGCCUGGCAAGGGCCCAGCGUGCAGCUGCUCGCGAACUCGGAGCACCUGCUCCGCGAGCAGGGCGGUACACGGCCAUGACAGGCCUACCUGCCAAGCCCAAACCGGCUCCGCCGCCUGCACCUGCAAAAAGCAAUGCAACCAGCGAGCGCAUCAAGGCUUUGGCUGAAGCUGCCCAAAAGGAAUUGAACGAUGGCGAAGAGGAGGAUGCCUCGGACGCCUGGGCCUUGCGACAGCUGGGACUGGGAUUGCACCGUCGCCGCGGUGGAGAGGCAGUUGAGGUCGUGGAGACUUCGCUCGACGAGGAAAUUGCGAAGCUGAGCAGCAGGGACGGUGUUGCCCAGGUCCGCAAGGCUGCUGAACGGGUGGCAAAAGGCCAUGAUGGUGAGGCUGCCAUACGUGCAAAAGCAAGCGUGAUCCCUGCAGCUUCUGAGGCCAUGGCCAGGCUCUGGGCCACCAUGAAGGCCCUUGAGAGCUCAGCAGGGGAUCGCGAUGCGAAGUUGGAAGAGCUCACAGGACAGGCCGAUGCUGCCCGUGAUGAGCUGGCAGAGAUCGAGCGGCGGGACAAGGACAUCUCGCGCAUGCUUCGAAGCGUCCAGGAGCUCGAAGAGCUGGCUUGGUCGCUUGGAGGGCUGUUGGACGAGAAGUCGCCCAAGUGCAAACAGGCCGCAAAGAUGCUGGCGCAGAUUGAGGAAGAUUUCUCCCAGCGGCGGACCAAACGGCGGGCCAAGGACAUAGCAGAAGCUUUGAAAGAGACUGGGGCCAGCCUGACCUACCAAGAAGAGGAGGCCGAGGAUGGAAGCGAUGCAGAAAAAGCGGAGCAGGCGGAACAGGCCACAGCACGCCGUCGCCAGCGCCGUGGGCGUCGGAAAGGCGACGACGGCUGGGACACUUCAGACCUCAGCGAGGAGGAUGGCUUGGAGGCGACAAGGAAGGAUCGCGCCACUUUCUCCACUGCUGUGCAGAAGCAGUUGCUGGACGACGUGUCUGAAGAGUUUGCCAGCGCAAGGUCUGUGUUGAAGGCACUGAAGUCUGUGAAGAAGAAGUUGCAAGACGAAUACCGUCAGGCGUUCGUCCACCUGGCCUUACCAGAGGUCUUUGGCUUCUUCGUCGACUUCGCCGCGCUGUGGUGGGAUCCGCUGCGGCUUCUUGCCCGCUCCGACGAUGUGACUUUCGGACCUCGGAAGGCGAUCACAUCAACGCAGCUGGAGUCCUUCGAUUGGUUCGAGGACAUGGCUGCCUUCACAGAGCUCUUGGGUGACGAUGACCCAGAUGGGGAGCUGGUGCCCAAGAUCGUGCAGCAGUGCAUCUUUCCCGAGGUGGCACGGCGCCUGCGUGGUUGCUGGGAUGUGACUUCGAUGUCCCAGAGCCAGCGCGCGGCAGCUUUGCUGGACGAAUGUUUGCUGUUCGAGGUCGGCGAGGCGGCGGAAGCCUUCGGCGAGCUGGCCGAGGCGGCCGUCGAGCGGCUGCGAGCCGGGCUGCGGGACUUUGCACCUGAAGUCUUCGUACCGGCACCACAGGUCACCGCCUGGUAUGCCUCCGCUGCCCGGAAACGUCUACUUCGGCGGAGCUGCAAGAUUGCAGCAUGCGCUGCGCAACUGGAGGGACGAAUUCCAGACGAGAAGCUCGCGCCCGUACUUCUACAGGACAUCUUCACCACACGUAUAGCGCCUCAUCUUCAGGCCCCUCGACUUAGACCAGAGGAGAUGGCGAUUGUGGAAACGUUUGUGGACGUACUCCCCGAGAGAUGGUUCGAGAAUGGCCUGCCCCAGUCUCUACGACCACUCCGAGAUGUUCUGGGACCGAGGGCUCCACCCAAUUCCGAAAGCACAAAAUCUGCGGCCAUCGCGCUACUGCGGCGGAUGCACUGCUACGACGAGGCCCAGGCACUUGAGCUUUGA